Kogia breviceps (pygmy sperm whale) is the source of this 3411-nucleotide messenger RNA. The record is from RefSeq and is a predicted model, not a curated record. Lineage: Eukaryota; Metazoa; Chordata; Mammalia; Artiodactyla; Physeteridae.
UCUCCCUCGUGACCAGCAGCCAAUUUGUACAGGUGUUGUGACCAUGCAGAGGAACAGCUCAGAAGGAGUUGGAGCUGUCCUCUUGCUCUUGUUGGUGUAAGCAGAUCUGAGCAUAACCAGCGUCAGUAUUGAGAUUGUUUAGCAGAAAGUCUUCUCCUUAGCAGAAAUUAAACACAUAAUUUACUUUCAACCAGGUUGUAUUUCCAGGGUGCCUACGGUGACUGCUGGGAAAACGCUGAUCCAGUUAUAAGUGGUCCCUGCUCUCAGAGAGCUCCAUUAUCCCAGGGGGCUAAAGGCUACCACUUUCCAAGUGCUUCUGAGGCACCACUUGCCAUGUUUUUCCUGCAUUUCUGCUUUAGUCUUGCAGCAGCCACGUGAGUUUGAAUUCUUGGGAUCCGCUUCUUAGCUGAGUGAGAGCACGUCUCCCACUUGCUGACAGACGUGAUGUUUUACCGGUUGCUAUCGGUGGUCCGAAGACCAAGAAGCAACCGAGGAUGGCAGGAGUGGUCCUCAGCCAGAAGCGGUGCGUCAGCUGCCGAAGCACAUUCUGUGGCCCUGCCUUCCCAGGCACAGGUGGUCAUCUGUGGUGGUGGAAUCAUGGGCACAUCUGUGGCCUAUCAUCUCUCCAAGAUGGGCUGGAAGGAUAUCGUCCUUUUGGAGCAGGGCAGGCUGGCUGCUGGCUCUACGAGGUUCUGUGCUGGCAUCCUAAGCACCGCCAGGCACUUGACCAUUGAGCAAAAGAUGGCAGACUACUCAAACAAACUCUACCGUCAGUUAGAGCAAGAAACAGGGAUCCAUACAGGUUACAUAAGGACAGGCUCGAUCUUUCUGGCCCAAACUCAGGACCGGCUGAUCUCCCUGAAACGCAUCAAUUCAAGGCUGAAUGUUAUAGGCAUCCCCUCCGAGAUCAUCUCCCCCAAGAAAGUGGCCGAACUUCACCCUCUCCUCAAUGUGCACGACCUGGUGGGGGCCAUGCAUGUCCCCGAGGAUGCAGUGGUGUCCUCUGCUGAUGUGGCUCUUGCCCUGGCAAGUGCUGCCUCCCAAAAUGGUGUUCAGAUCUAUGACCGGACAAGUAUUCUUCAUGUUAUGGUGACGAAAGGUCAAGUCACCAGUGUGGAGACUGAUAAAGGACAGAUCCAGUGCCACUAUUUUGUCAACUGUGCUGGUCAGUGGGCAUACGAGCUGGGUCUGUCCAACGAGGAGCCGGUUAGUAUCCCGUUACAUGCCUGCGAACACUUCUACCUUCUGACUCGCCCCUGGGAGACCCCUCUGCAGAGCAACACACCAACUAUUGUGGAUGCCGAUGGAAGAAUUUAUAUUCGGAACUGGCAGGGUGGCAUCCUGUCUGGGGGCUUUGAGAAGAACCCAAAACCAAUUUUCACUGAGGGCAAGAACCAGCUGGAGAUUCAGAAUCUACAGGAAGACUGGGAUCACUUUGAGCCCCUGUUGAGUUCCCUGCUGCGUAGGAUGCCAGAACUGGAGACUCUGGAGAUCAUGAAGUUGGUGAAUUGCCCCGAGACCUUCACCCCGGACAUGAGGUGCAUCAUGGGCGAGUCCCCUUCAGUGCGGGGCUACUUCGUCCUGGCGGGAAUGAACUCUGCUGGCCUUUCGUUUGGUGGAGGAGCUGGAAGGUACCUCGCUGAGUGGAUGGUGCAUGGCUAUCCCUCAGAAAGUGUCUGGGAACUGGACCUGAAACGUUUUGGAGCCCUCCAGAGCAGCCGGACCUUCCUGCGCCACCGUGUCAUGGAAGUCACGCCCCUGCUCUACGAUCUGAAGGUUCCCCGUUGGGACUUCCAGACAGGAAGGCAGUUACGCACAUCUCCUCUGUAUGACCGGCUGGAUGCACAAGGAGCCAGGUGGAUGGAGAAACAUGGAUUUGAGAGGCCAAAGUACUUUGUGCCACCAGACAAGGACCUGUUGGCCUUGGAGCAGAGCAAGACUUUUUACAAGCCUGACUGGUUUGAGAUUGUAGAGUCCGAAGUCAAGUGCUGUAAGGAGGCCGUGUGUGUCAUUGACAUGUCCUCUUUCACAAAGUUUGAAAUAACAUCCACCGGGGAUCAGGCAUUAGAAAUUCUCCAGUACCUCUUCUCCAAUGACCUCGACGUGCCCGUGGGCCACAUCGUGCAUACCGGCAUGCUCAACGAGGGUGGAGGGUACGAAAAUGACUGCAGCGUAGCACGGCUGAGCAAGCGCAGUUUCUUCAUGAUUUCUCCAACCGACCAACAGGUCCACUGUUGGGCCUGGCUUAAGAAAUACAUGCCAGAAGACAGCAACCUGAUUCUGGAGGACGUCACCUGGAAAUACACUGCCCUCAAUCUGAUUGGUCCUCGAGCUGUGGAUGUGCUGUCUGAGCUGUCCUAUGCACCUAUGACUCCAGACCAUUUCCCAAGUCUGUUCUGCAAGGAGAUGAGCGUGGGCUACGCAAAUGGGAUCCGGGUGAUGAGCAUGACUCACACGGGAGAGCCAGGAUUCAUGCUUUAUAUUCCUAUAGAGUACGCCCUGCACGUAUACAACGAAGUGAUGAGUGUUGGACAGAAAUAUGGAAUCCGGAAUGCUGGGUAUUACGCUCUUCGUAGUCUCCGAAUUGAAAAGUUUUUUGCCUUCUGGGGUCAGGAUUUAAACACUCUCACCACACCCCUGGAAUGCGGACGAGAGUCUCGGGUGAAGUUAGACAAGGGGAUGGAUUUCAUUGGGCGAGAUGCCCUGCUGCAGCAGAAGCAGAACGGGGUGUACAAACGCCUCACUAUGUUCAUCCUGGACGACCACGACACAGACCUGGACCUCUGGCCUUGGUGGGGGGAGCCCAUUUACCGAAACGGGCAGUACGUGGGCAAGACCACCAGCAGCGCAUACGGUUACACCCUGGAGCGCCACGUGUGCCUGGGCUUCGUGCACAAUUUUUCCGAGGACACCGGAGAAGAGCAGGUGGUGACAGCAGAUUUCAUCAACCGGGGAGAAUACGAGAUUGACAUCGCAGGACACCGGUUCCAGGCCAAAGCCAAGCUCUACCCGGUCACCUCCCUCUUCACCCAUAAGCGCCGAAAGGAGGACGUGGAGCUAAGUGACUUGCACGGGAAGUAAUGUCAGGCAGUCUCGCCACCUUCUCAACUUCUAGUCAUCCUAGGAGCUUUUCUCCUCCUCCUGAUCCCAUCCCUCUUCUUGAUUUAACCUUUGCCUCCCACCUCUUACCUCCUUGAUAUAAUUUUCAGCGUUUAAAACUUUUCCUUUGCACCCUCUCUUGUCCCUCCAUCUCCUCCUCCCUCCUCCUGCAGUUUCCCAUCUCCUGAUACUCUGGGCUGGUCAUGUCCCUCCACCUGUCUCAGGCUCCUGUGGGGACGGGAAGGCAGGACAGAGGUGGACUCCACGUGUGGAAGUGGGUUACAGUGACAGCCUGACUUAAUGCUGUGUCUU